Messenger RNA from Lampris incognitus (smalleye Pacific opah), 603 nucleotides. RefSeq names its product fatty acid binding protein 4b (gene fabp4b). Gene Ontology annotation, molecular function: fatty acid binding. Gene Ontology annotation, biological process: fatty acid transport. The coding region runs from base 84 to 485 and encodes 133 amino acids. The record is from RefSeq and is a predicted model, not a curated record. Gene Ontology annotation, cellular component: cytosol; nucleus. The transcript has 4 exons. NCBI's taxonomy places the organism in Eukaryota, Metazoa, Chordata, Actinopteri, Lampriformes, Lampridae.
GUGCGUAGCCGGGCUUCAAAUAUGAAAGGUCCAGUCGGCCCGGUGCCAUGCACGGAGCACGUUAGUCCACCUGCGGCGCAAACAUGGUUGAACAGUUCGUUGGAACCUGGAAGAUGACAGCCAGUGAGAAUUUCGACGAGUACAUGAAGGCAAUAGGUGUUGGCUUCACCACUCGGAAGAUCGGGAACAUGGCGACGCCCAGCCUGCUGAUAAGCGUGGAGGGCGGCGUUAUAUCGCUGAAGUCUCAGAGCACGUUCAAGACCACAGAGAUCAAGUUCAGACUGGACGAGGAAUUCGACGAGGCGACCGCGGAUGACCGGAAGACCAAGACCAUCUUCACUCUUGAGGACGGGAGGCUCGUGCAGAAACAGUCGUGGGAUGGAAAAACUACGACGCUGGAGCGCGAGGUCCAGGAUGGCAAACUGACGGCGAAAUGUACCAUGAAUGACGUUGUUGCAGUAAGGACUUAUGAAAAGGAGGCGUAAUUCCUGACUCUCUGCACCACCACCACCAGCAAAGCUACAACCUGGCUUAAAACUCAGUUCUCUUCACUAUGCAACAUGCGCUGUGCUGUUAACGCUCUGAAUAAAGUCUCACUGUGAA